AUCUCUGCACGACGAGCCUCAACUUCUUCUUCCUUACUCUCUGGCUCAGUGGCUCCAGAUGAGUUCGGGGCGAAGCCGUCGCCGCAAGACGCAGCCCAGAGCUCUUCGUUGGGCUUGAGCUGUUUCGUCCCCGCACAAGUCGCUACGCCAGAUAGGCUUUUGUGGCUAUUUUAAGCCACGACCAUGUCCGCCUUGAGAGAUGCAGCUCGUCGUCGACUGGAGCUCAAUCCUCUCACGACGUCCCUUGGCCUCGCCCCACAGGUUCACCAGACGCCCAAUUCGGCCAUCUCCUCGAAUGCUCUGAGUGCGCCGUUUGGGUACAAUCCCUCGACCUACACGCCAGUCAGCGCUGCGCGGCCCUACAAUCCUCAGCAAUGGCUGAACUCGCCGGCUGUUGCUUCAGAUGCUGGAACUCAUCAUUCCAUAGGGAGGGUUCAAGAUACAGAAGGUAUUUUGAACUAUCCCCUCUUCGUGACACCUGCCCCGCCGCCAUACUCUCCACCACGAAGUCAACGGGCGUCAAUGAUCUCUAAUGAAGAGGUCCUCUCUGGCAUAUCACCUGCUACUCGAGUCUCGCCUGCCAACCAAUACAGGUCAUCCCCCGAACCCGUGUCAAACCCCACAUUUCCCCCUCCGCCUCCUCAACGGACCCGUGCAGGCUCCAACGAUAGACCACCAUCCAUAUUUAACAUUUCUACAUUUCCCAGAAGGACAGCACAAGAGCCCGCACGGCUUUCCCCCCAGCCUAGCAGAGAAAAUCUCCCUCCCCCAGCUGUACGGUGGCCUAUCCCGACAUCUAUUGAAGCACCUUCCUCAUCUGAGGAAGACCAGCCAUCUAAUGCAGGUUCUCGCCCGCCAGCCUCGCGGAGAGCUGCAUCUACUGGGGCAAUCAGUACACCCUCAUCCUCACGGUCACGGGGCUCUUCAACAACACGAUGGGAACCAGGAAUGCCACUACCUCCCCCUCCGCCAGGCCCACCCCCACAAUCAAGAUCUCAGAGCAUGACCCGGACGAACGAUCAUCUGGUAUCGCCGCCAACCAGAAGGCCUCCUCAUUUACUUUCAACUUUAGGUCCAGUUCCACCAACUCCUGCUGGUUGGGUCGACGGUCACGAGGACAUGUCGAUUCGAGGAAGGUCACCUAACAAAGGACUUCAUAUCGAUACGUCAACUGCCUCUUCGAGCACAGUUACUUCUGACUUGGCCAACUCUGGAUCUAGCUCUUCGGGUUUGGCAAGAGCCCAUGCGGUCCGAGGCGAGCCGAAGAGCAUUCGGGAAAGAAGGACGGAAAGCAAGACGAGGAGAAGUGCAGUUGCCCUGGAAGAGCCGUCAAAUAACCCCUGGGCUGAGGCUAUUACUCCUUCAGAUAUUGUUGUCCCUUCCACUAUACUCAGCCGCCGACCAACUAUUACGAAAUCGACGCCCAGAAGUGCAAGGUCCAAUCAGGUCGAGACGCCGCAGUCUGGAGAUAUCUCUCAGCACCCAACUCCCAUACAAGCAAGGAAAGACUCUAGCUCACGCGGAUCUACACCUCGUCCACCUCACUCGUCCAAUCGGCCUGAAGCUCCAACGCCACCAUUCUCCCCGGCACAGCUAAAAGCUGCUCUCAGUGAAAGUUCACCUGCAAUACCCCCUAAAGCUCUGCCAACGCCUCCUCAGAGUCGGAUGUCACUCGGUUCUCCUGGCCGCCCUCCCCUAAGCCAGUUGUAUAUCCUCAACAACGAGUCAAUAGGAGGACCCCCGCCACUAGUCCCAUCCAGACCCGGAUCACGUCAAUCUGGCACGAGCCUAAUCUCCCAGGUUUCUCCAACGGAGCAGUUCGCUCGUAAUGCUAUUGAGCGGCAUAAAACCUUUGCACAGAAGGAAGCUGCUGCUACGACUGACAGCGAACGAGUUCGCAUAUUUGCUGACUUUAUUGUCACCGAGUCCCGCAUCCGGAGAGACAAAUAUGCUGGUGCUAUCGAUGCAAUGGGAUCCGAGAUUUUGGAGCUGACUCGUGACCUGUUUCGACCUUACAACCAGCCUCGUAGGGAAUCAAGUGUAUCACGCUCAAGUGGCUGGACUCCUGACUCGUCAAUUGGACCCAAAUCUCCUGGAAUACCUGGACAGAGAUCUCAUCGGGGUUCUUUGACAGCAGCUUUGCAUGAGCAGCCACAAUUCAACACUGAGCGGUCUUCCAGCUCUGGUCCAGCAUCGCCGGCACUCGCACGGCCCGAUUCUACAUGGUGGUCUGGCUACAUGCCAUCUCUGUCGCCGAUCCCAAGCAUGAGCGUGAGUGAAGCACUUGAUGGGUCGGAUUCCAGGGGCAGGCCAUCAAGCAGAUGGUGGGAGGUCAGCCAGGAAGGACGCUCAGACGGCGCCGGUUCACAGAGGUUAGAACGAUCCAAGCGCGAGUCCAAAUACAUGGGCAUGCCACGAGAAUUGCGAGAAGCGUUGCAGUACGAGAAUGGGGAUCCACAGACUAAUGGAAAUAUGACGAGCCCCGACGCAGCUGGACCAAGCCAAAAGCAUGUUUACGGGCCGAACGAAUACCCCCCAGAGAAAGUUGGGCUACAUGAACAAGAUGUAUCGUCUCCAGCACUGCAACAAACUCCUUCGAAGUCUCAAACCCCAUAUCCAGCGACCCCCAUUACUCCAAAUCCAAAUCAUCUAGAUGUGUCACGCCUCGUCACCCUUCCCCCACCUUAUCCCCGUCACCACCCGGCAGUCAAUAACAAUCAUCCCGACCUUACCUCUAUUCGCACCAUCGUCCGUGUUCUCUCUGACUUUACCGAAGUUGAAGCUACCAAAUCCCACUUCCGAAAUACCAGUCUGCAAAUUCAAGACGAUCUAGCAACCGAAGCCUCCAAACGCCGGAACUCUCUGCGCUUGAACAUCCAACGAGAAAUCGAGUCGGGGAAGAUAUCCUUCGCGGAGGCUGCAAAAAUUGAGGCAACUGCUGUAACUGCUGCCCAAGAAAAGGAGAAGGAAGCUUGCAAGGUCGAUUUUGAGCUCUUCCAGAAAGAGGUCGUCAUCCCGCUCAAUGACCUACUCAUGGACCGAGUGGCUCGCUCAACAGAACUUUUCACUACGUUACGGAGUCAACUCUUCGUUGACGCACAGGAGCAAAGCCCCAACCUGACGCAAGAGGAAGGCGACGAGCAACCCGAGCUUCUCGAAAAAUUAACCCUGCUCAAAUGGAUAUUCGAAGCUCGCGAGCAGCUCCACCGAGAGCUUUUUGAUCUGUUGUCCGACAGAAACAACCGAUACAGAGACAUGGUCAUCACACCCUACCGCCUCGCAAAGAACGAAGAGAAAAUCCGCAACGCCGAGACAUUCUUCACAGAAGACGCAUCGAAACGAAAACUCGCCUUCGAGCAGGAAGUCCUAAAACGCACAGAAGAAUUCAUGGACAUCAUCGAAGAGAACGUCAAGCGCGGCGUCGAAGUCCAACUCUCAGCAUUCUGGGACAUCGCACCCUCACUCUCACGCAUCACGGAGCAGAUCCCGAAAGAUUUAACGAACUUCAAGAUCCAGAUUCCGGCGUCAGAAUACGAGGAGAAUCCAAGCUAUCAAGUCUUCCCGAUGCAGUAUUUGCAAAGCCUGCUAGAGCACUGCGAGAAGAGCACGUAUCAAUUUAUUGAGAGCCAAACGAAUUUACUGUGCUUACUGCAUGAAGUAAAGAGCGGGGUCACGCUGGCGAAUUGCAGAUUGAUGCGCACGCAGCGGAUUGUGCAGGGGGAAGAUGAGAAGGAGGUAGUCCGGGAGCUGAAGGAGGUGGAGAAUGACGAGGAGGUUAGACUUACAGAUGAUUUGAAGGAGCGUGUUAGAUGCGUCGAAGAGCAGUGGAGCUCCUCCCUUGGCAACGAGCUCAAGAGCCUCCGAGACAGAGUCAUGGGGUUCUUGAUGGAGCAGGGAGGCUGGGAUGAAGAUGAGUGAUCAGUGAGAGACGAAAUAUCACAUCGCUGAUGAUAGAGGUGGAACAAGGAAUUCUUUCGAUGUAUUUAAAUUGAUACCAAGGGGAGAUGUGGAGGGUUCCAGGUGGUGUUGGAUU
Hyaloscypha bicolor E is the source of this 4033-nucleotide messenger RNA. RefSeq lists its product as uncharacterized. The coding region runs from base 184 to 3918 and encodes 1244 amino acids. The transcript is spliced from 2 exons. Lineage: Eukaryota; Fungi; Ascomycota; Leotiomycetes; Helotiales; Hyaloscyphaceae. The record is from RefSeq and is a predicted model, not a curated record.